CACACAGAUAGCUAUCAUGGCCACACAACUGAUUCUCAUUUUCGCUCUAGUGAUGUUCACAUCCACUGUUCGGGCUCAACCAGCCUAUGGAACCGGAUGUGGUUUGGCUCUUGAAGACAUCCCUAACCCAGCAUCAGAAACAUGUACAGCAUUUUUUCGUUGCUAUAGAAACCGUCAGUAUAGUUUAAGGUGUCCACUUGGUCAAGCUUUUGAUUUCGAUAAAUCACGUUGCAGACCAGAUCGUGAAAUUGACUGCCCACUCCAACUUCAACGAUUCCAGGCCCCCGCCGUACCUGCUUACUUGCGUCCACCUGGUCAGAAUCAACAAGAAAGAGAGAUAGAGAUCCGUGUGGUCCAGGUCCCACCAGGUGUUGACCCAAACUCUAUCCAAAUAACAGGGAACGUCGGACGAUUAGCGCCUACCAACAACAGACCUGUAUUUACAAACCAGUUUCCAUCCCUACUGAAUACCCACACCAGAACUGGAAUAGUCCAACAGCAGCAGCCGCCAACCUUUAAUGCUGGCGUGCAGGGACCUGGUCAAUAUAUUCCUGGUCAGGUGACACAAGGUCAGUUUGUGCCUCCACAACCUCAAGCCCAAGUUCCACUUGUCAAGCCUCAACAAGCUCCACUACAGCCAGCAGAAGGUCAACCUGGUCAGGAUGGACUGAACAUAUUGGUUCCACAACAAGCUCAAGAAGUCCCUCAGUAACUUCACGCCUGAAGACAGUAACUUCACGCCUGAAGACAGUAGCUUCAUAAACCGGGUGGAUGUGUUUUUCAACUAGACCUUUACAUUGACUUUACCCCACGAUCAUCUUAACGAAACAGACAUUGUGUCACCAUUGCUAUAAAUAAUUGCAGUUUGAUGGGCAUUAUGUUAACAUUAUAAUAGUUCUAUUUGGGAAUGGUGUAAACAUGUAGGUCAUUACUUGCUGUAUAAUAGAUAUUAUAAUUGUUAUCAAUAAUAGCCUUUAUAAAUAUAUAAUGUCCCAAUUGUUAUGUAUUAUACGAUCUCUGUAUUAGAGACAUUGUGUCAAGAUUAAGUUCAAUGCAUGUUACUAACGGCGCUCCAGUAAUGUGCUCCAUUUCUUUCCAUAGACUGGAAUUCUAUCGUGAAUCUUGAUGGACUUUGAUCUCAUUGAAACAUUGCUGGCAAUAAAUGGUCAUCAAAAACAA
Molecule: messenger RNA, 1179 nt
Organism: Biomphalaria glabrata
Lineage: Eukaryota; Metazoa; Mollusca; Gastropoda; Planorbidae
Exons: 5
Coding region: 17-712 (231 amino acids)
Cellular component (GO): extracellular region
Molecular function (GO): chitin binding
Source: RefSeq, a predicted model, not a curated record